Molecule: messenger RNA, 668 nt
Organism: Camelina sativa (false flax)
Lineage: Eukaryota; Viridiplantae; Streptophyta; Magnoliopsida; Brassicales; Brassicaceae
Source: RefSeq, a predicted model, not a curated record
AUGGUUCUUAAUCAAUGCGCAUACGAGACGACGACACAAGAUUCCAUGGACGCGUUUUCUUCAAUGGUUGUGAUCACUUCUUUCCCGAGAAAACGUAAGGCUGAGUUCGACCCCGAAGAGGAGGAGGAAGAGAUCGAUGGUGAGAAAGAAGGAGGGAAAGCCAAAACAGAGGAGCCUAAGGCUAGAAUAGAUUACUUGAAGUCACCGGAAUGGGAUGUGGACAGCUUCGAUGGUUUAGAGCCCUUUGAUCACUACAGAGGAAUAAAACCAAUGGGCUUGGAGUGGGAAGCGCUUACGGAUAAAGACUUUCGCGGCUUCUUUGAAGAGUUGGUCUCUUUUUGUCUCCUAAAACUCAACCAAGACCAGGAUUCGAAUGUGGAAUUCGUUGAAGUUGUGAGAGGUUAUUAUCGCGCAGGACGUAGAUCAAAGUCAUACAUUACAUUUAUGGCUAGGGAGAAGCCUGAUGGACCUCUUGUGGAGUAUCAAGCCAAGUGUAUGGUUACUUUGGACAGAAAGAGGCAUCCCAUCCUAUGUAGACCGGCUCCUACACCAAAGCCUUGAAACCAAACUUGUUUAAGGUAGGGGUUGCUCUUAGCCAGUUCAGAUUUGCUGUGUCCAUGCUCAAACGUGAUUAGAUAUAUGUAUGUCAUAAUGUGUUUGAAUCUGAA